AUGGCCGACAAAGUAUCGUGCAGCGAGCUUCAAGUUCUGAAGGAGUUUGACAAAUACAUCAUUGCUGUGGAAAAGGAAACCAAUUUCACAGAUGAAUUUCUUUCCUCUUGCAAGAAGGAUAUUUGUGGUGCGAUAUGGGGGGACACCAAUCCAGAUAUAUCAGGAAUAGGUGUUUCUAUAGGAUACGCAGUCGAACUUGCUCUGGGAUUCUCCUUAGCUGUUGCUGUCUUGCUGAUCCGACAGAGGCAGGGUCGAAAGUGGGAGUUUUUCCAGAUCGUUACCAAGAAAGGUCUAGAAGCCUUCUUCGAGUUCGCGGUCUACUUCGCCAUUGCCGUGGAGCUUGCAACAACUGUUAUGCUUGUCAACAAAGACUUUGGCAUCAACACCGCCGGCUUUGGGGCCAAUGAAGCACAGAACGCGUUGGCCAUCGCCAUCAUAUGCGCAAUUCCGCUCGUGUAUCCAAUUGCACUUCUGCCCACAAGGAUGUUCCACCCAGAGAGUGGAAGACAGAAAGCUAUUGAAAGGAAGUCAGAGCAAGAAGAUAAGAAGCACAAGUUUCGGCUGUUGCUUUUCUGUCUAGUCAUCGUCCUGUUUUUCUAUCCGUUUCUUUCACAAUGUAUCCACAACUGGGGGCCUUUGCGGGUUGGCGAAGGAGCUGGCAAAAACGGUUCAACGUUGAUUAAGCACGAUGACUGGGCUCGGAUCCAGCAAAUGUGUUUUGGACACGUCGGAAGAUUGACAGACGCGGAGUACUGGCUGCUUGCCAUUUGCGAAAUCAUCGCCUCGCUCUUAAUCCUCCUCUUCACGCUGUGGCACGCGAUGGGAGUCGGUUUACAACGUUGGAAGGACGAAGAAAAGUUCCAAGGGAAAGAGGGGAAAGGCACCGUCAUGUUGUCGAGAACACGUAAUGUGCUUCAAAGGGGUUGGCAUGGCCACCGCAUUAUGCUUCUGUUCUUGCCAGUCGUGUUGGGAGGAGUCCUACUUUGGUGUAUCUUUCGGCUACGGAAUAUUCAAGAAGCGGCCGCCUUUAGGUUGAAGAUCGAUUAUUCCGGCAAUGACUGGGGAUUCGGGCAGAUUGUUGGUAUCAUUAUCUUCGCUCCCGUUGUGGCUGACAUGGGGUUCGCUGCCUGGACGUCGUGGUCUUUACUGGGCAGGGAUGAGUACGAUACUGUUAGUAGCCAAGGCAGUAUUUAG
Colletotrichum gloeosporioides is the source of this 1194-nucleotide messenger RNA. RefSeq lists its product as uncharacterized. The record is from RefSeq and is a predicted model, not a curated record. The transcript has 2 exons. Bases 1 to 1194 code for a protein of 397 amino acids. Lineage: Eukaryota; Fungi; Ascomycota; Sordariomycetes; Glomerellales; Glomerellaceae.